AUGCUCCAGAGACGGCGGCGGGCGCGGGCGGGGAACCCGGGCGCCAGUCCCUCCGCCGUGCGCUUCCCCGGAGUCGCCAUCCACCUGGCGGAGCCGCGCAUGGGCCGCAGCCGCCGGGCCUUCCUCACCCGCCUGGCGCGGUCCAAAGGCUUCCGCGUGCUGGACGCCUACAGCUCCGAGGUCACACAUGUGGUGAUGGAGCAGACGUCAGCCGAGGAGGCCGCCUGCUGGCAGGCGAGCAGGGCAGCCCCUGCCCCAGGUGGCGCCCGCCCGGUGCUGCUGGACGUCAGCUGGUUCACAGAGAGCAUGGCAGCCGGGCAGCCGGUCCCUGUGGAAGGCCGACACCGCCUGGAGGUGACUGUGCCCAGGAAGGGGCUGCCAAACCCAGUGUGGAUGCUACCCUAUGCCUGCCAGCGCCCCACGCCCCUCACACACCACAACACCAGCCUCUCGGAGGCUCUGGAGGUGCUGGCAGAGGCCGGAGGCUUUGAAGGCAGUGAGGGCCGACUCCUCUCCUUCUGCAGAGCAGCCUCUGUGCUCAAGGCGCUGCCCUGCCCCAUCACAGCCCUGAGCCAGCUGCAGGGCCUGCCCCACUUUGGAGAACAUUCCCGCAGGGUCAUCCAGGAGCUGCUGGAGCACGGAGUGUGUGAGGAGGUGGAGAGAGUCCGGCUCUCGGAGAGGUACCAGAGCAUGAAGCUCUUCACCCAGAUCUUUGGGGUUGGCGUAAAGACUGCUGAUCGGUGGUACAGAGAAGGGCUGCGGACGCUGGACGACGUCCAGGAGCAGGUGCAGAGACUGACCCAGCAGCAGAGAGCAGGGCUCCAGCACUACCGGGACCUGAGCACCCCAGUCCAGCGGUCUGAUGCAGAGGCCUUGCAGCGGGUGUUGGAGGCGGCCGUUGGGCAGGCCCUUCCUGGGGCCACUGUCACACUGGCUGGCGGCUUCCGGAGGGGGAAGUCGCAGGGCCAUGACGUGGACUUCCUCAUCACCCACCCCCACGAGGACCUGGAGGCAGGGCUGCUGCCCGGAGUGAUGCGCCACCUGGAGAAGCAGGGCCUUGUCCUGUACCACCAGCAUCAGCACAGCCACAGGAGAGACCCCAGCCACCUGACCCAGCAGAGCCACGCCAUGGACACCUUUGAGCGGAGUCUCUGCAUUUUCCGCCUGAUGAGACCCCCAGGUGCUCCUGCGGGGGGCACCCAGAGGCCCUGCACCUCCUGGAAGGCUGUGCGUGUGGACCUGGUGGUCGUGCCCACCAGCCAGUUCCCCUUUGCCCUGCUUGGCUGGACUGGCUCCAAGCAUUUUGAGCGUGAACUUCGCCGAUUCAGCCGGAAGGAGAGGGGUCUGUGGCUGAACAGCCAUGGGCUGUUUGACCCGGAGCAGAAGACCUUUUUCCAAGUGGCUGCGGAGGAAGACAUCUUCAGACACCUGGGCCUUGCGUACCUUCCCCCAGAGCAGAGGAACGCCUGAUCCCAGCCCUCACCCUCCUGGUGGAACCCCUGUGUGCACCCCCACUUCCCAUGUGCAGCCCAUCCAGGACACAAUGAAAUGAGAACAUGGAGCAAACCAGGCACUUUUUUAAAACUACUGCUGAGGUGGGGGCAUCAUGGCUGUGUGGCCCUGGGGUUCUGAAGGGUGAACUGGGCCUCUGGACAGGGAGCAGGCCCAGCCGAGGGCUCUGGGAGGAAGACCUUCCCGUGCUGACCUCCUGCCUCCUGCUGGGUCAGCCCCACGCCCAGCUGGGCCGGUCUCUGCCUUUGCUCUUUGAGUCUGUUCAAAGCAGCCUUUCGAAGCAGGCCCAGCCCCCGUGCUGUCCGUCCUUACUCAGAGCCCUGGCUCAGUGACUCCCAAGUCCUCACAGGGUCAGCUUGGCGGUUUCUACAAGGAGGUCACCUGGGACUCGGACAGAGAUCGCACCGAGUCUGGGGCUCAUCACUCAGUGUUGCUGUUGGGAUGGUGCCGCCUUCCAGUCCACAGACGUGGGGUGCCUGUCCGUUUAUUUAGAUCUCUUUUAGUUCUGGUGAUGGUUUGUAGU
Molecule: messenger RNA, 2035 nt
Organism: Molossus molossus (Pallas's mastiff bat)
Lineage: Eukaryota; Metazoa; Chordata; Mammalia; Chiroptera; Molossidae
Gene: POLM
Product: DNA polymerase mu
Exons: 11
Coding region: 1-1470 (489 amino acids)
Biological process (GO): double-strand break repair via nonhomologous end joining
Cellular component (GO): nucleus
Molecular function (GO): DNA binding; DNA-directed DNA polymerase activity
Source: RefSeq, a predicted model, not a curated record